Messenger RNA from Mugil cephalus (flathead mullet), 3125 nucleotides. It is a transcript of the gene hepacam2, whose product is annotated as HEPACAM family member 2. The record is from RefSeq and is a predicted model, not a curated record. The coding region runs from base 1180 to 2307 and encodes 375 amino acids. The transcript has 9 exons. Lineage: Eukaryota; Metazoa; Chordata; Actinopteri; Mugiliformes; Mugilidae.
UUGGGUUCCUUUGCAUGUCCUUGCCGCGGUCUUCUCUGCGUGACUCUACGGGAACUGGCUUGGUGUCGGCCGCACGUAAAAAGUCAGACGCAAAAGUCGAGGGACAGCGGAAAGAAGAAGUGACCCAGGCCACAGCCCUGUGACUCAGAGAUAACAGGCUCCUCACAUGACGAGAUAAAUCUAACCGAAAAAGUACCCUCCAACGUGGACUCUCCCUCGCUUUGAUGUUUGUAUCAUCAACGCUCCUCAAGGAGCACUAUUUGUCUUAUCUGGAAAAGAACAGGGGAUGGAGGCGUCCGGACACGCGCCCGGUGACUCUAUUUAGUGUCCAAACAACUUGGAUAUGCGUGAGGGUGAUAAGAGGCAGGUGUUUGUGGGUCUCCACAUGGGGCUGUUUGUGUGUGUGUGUGUGUGUGGCCACUAAACGAAGACGUCCCCUCACCUCAGAGCCCAUUGUCACUGUAAUCUCCUCUCUAUCACCACAACAAUAUGCUCGCUGUUUGGGGACAACAGUGGAGGAGCGGGCUCGGCACACUCCUCCACGUUGGGGCCUUUUCACCGGAUCUCAGCUGGUGCAAACACAGGCACACUCCUGCCACUGACAACACACACACACACAAACACGUACGCAGAAACUGGCCUGAGGGCUGGAGCGUGUCGCGGGGGCGUCCGAGCCCGAAUGUAUUAUUUAGGACAUGACACCAGACGCACAGUAGAUGUAUUGUGAUGAGCGACACGGGGCGGCGGUCUCCGGAGACCUGGCUGGCGGCAGCUGGACGCCAGGACGAGGAAAUGUGGGGCGGCCAGAAGGGAGGGAGGAGAAGAGGGGGACAACAAGAAGAAGAAGAAGAAGAAGAAGAGACGCGAGGGGAAAAUAUGGUUUUUCACAUCUGAGAGUUUCCCUCCUUGUUCAUUUGAAUUAUUUAAAAUGUGGCUUUCAUCUUAUCGUCGUUUCUUUAACGCUGAAACUGAGGAAGCGAAUAUAGAGAGAUCAACUCUGAAUUGAUUCACAUCCCCUCACUGGUCCAUCAUGGCGUCGAAGGGGAGCCUCUGCUGCUGUCUGUGGAGACUCGCUUCCCCCUGGACAAAGCCGAGAUCCAGGGAACUUGGUCUCACACCAAGCCAAGUGGCACCAGGACCACGCUGGUGACGUUCACCAAAGAAACCGCCAUCACCGACAUGAUGCGCCGCAACCACCUCCACUUCAGAGAACCCAACGUUUCUUUGAGAAUCCAGAAACUGACCCACGACGAUGAGGGGGAUUAUGACCUGAGCCUCAACAUUAAGUUUCUCAACAAAACAGGACUGGUCAUCAAGGAGGAGAGAACAGUUCAUGUAACGGUUGACGUGCCUGUGUCCACUCCGGUUAUUAAGAAGAGCCCGUCCAAUGCCGUUGUCGAGGACAAGGCGAACGUAACUUGGACUUGUUCUGUUGAGAGAGGAACAAGAGUUGUAUUCCAGUGGCUUAGGGACAACGUUGCGCUGGCUCACAGUGACAGAUACCACUUCUCCAAAGACAACUCCACACUGCUAAUCAGCCCGGUGAGAAAGGAGGACAAGGGAAACUAUCACUGCGUGGCCAGCAACCCUGUCAGCCAGGGCCAGCACAGCAGGACUGUGGAACUCAAUGUCUACUAUGGCCCCUACAACCUGGAGGUGAACUCUGUCCAGGGCUUGAGGACAGGGGAGGUGUUCACCAUCAACCCCGGAGAGCUGGUCUACUUUGAAUGCCAGGCUGACUCCAACCCGCCGAACAGCUACGUCUGGAUCUCCAAGAGCCGCAACACCACCGAGGUCAUCACGGAGGGCCCGCGGCUGGAGGUGCGCUCCUACAGACUGGCCCAGGCCGAAGAGUACCUGUGCCGCGCCUUCAACAACGUGACGCAGAAGCAGGACGAGGCCCAGUUCACUCUGGUGGUGGCCAGCUUAGGAACAGGGAAAGAGAAGCACACCCAGGACGGUAGCCCUGUAUCUCCUCUGGCAGCCAUUAUUGUCUGCUCUCUGUUUGUCAUUGGCUGUAUGCUGCUGUUCUUCAUACAGAGAACCUGCCACCCUAAGAGAGUGCUUAUGAGCAUUUACAACAGACCGUUUUCAGAACAGAAGCGACCACAUCGUUCAGCAGGUCACGAGGACGCAACAGAAGACUUUGGCAUCUACGAGUUUGUCUCCAUACCCGGUAAAAUGGAAUCUGCGCAGCCAUCAUGCAGAUCUCUGGCUCGCCUCGAGUCGCUUCAGGAUAUGCACACCACCAUCUACGAUGUGAUCAGACACGUUCCUGAAACCCCCAGUCACAGUUUGCUGAUGUAACCGAAGAGAGUCGAGAUGUAACCUAACAGUCGUUUCACUUGAAGACUUGUGUGUAGCUUUAUUCUUUUAAGUCUCUGUUACCAAAGCCUGACGCACUGGUUUUGGAGCCCUGUUUUUUUUUUUUUUUUUUUAAUUACUGUUAUUAUUUUUUAUUUUUUUUUGCACAAGGGAUGAAGGAGACUCGUGUGAGUACACAACCUGAUCAUGCACUGUUUUUUUGUGGAGAGCUUGGGUCAGUAGUUAAAUGUCGAUUGCUGACUUUACUGUGAGUUGAUAAUGCAUUCGUGGCUUUGUUUUUUUGUUUUUAAUGCUGAAGUCCAACUGAAGUCUUAACGUUUCCGCUUUUCUCGGUUCAAAUGUGAAGCUCGUGUUAAACCAAGCAAGUCAGUGGUUUCCACUUUUACAUUGUUUUAAAAAUGUUAUGAUAGACCUACAAGGUGCCCGGAUUCCCACACUGCGAUAACUAUUUAAACCACAGAUUUAAUUUAAACGUUUAAUUUAUAAAUGAGAAUAUAUAUAACAUUCCCUGUUGAGAGUAUGCUUUGAGAGAAGUGUUAAAAUGAAUGCAUUUCUUUGUAUGGAAUAUAUUCAGGUUAAUUGUAAAUACUGUACAUGGAUUAUUCUGCAGAUUCUUUAUACAUAUUCUAUUUCUAUGUUCUGCUCUAUUUAUUCCUAUAGAAACUCUUGACCCCCCCCCCCCCCCCAAAUGUAGCAUUUUCUUCUGCUCAUUAUGGAAAUGAUGAAUACAUCAAAAGUUAUUGUACAGUUUGCAUCCACAUGUUUGUUUUGUACUUUAUUAAAGAUAUAACUGUUUACUA